Molecule: messenger RNA, 1714 nt
Organism: Pezoporus occidentalis (night parrot)
Lineage: Eukaryota; Metazoa; Chordata; Aves; Psittaciformes; Psittacidae
Gene: MIEF1
Product: mitochondrial elongation factor 1
Exons: 6
Coding region: 140-1606 (488 amino acids)
Biological process (GO): positive regulation of mitochondrial fission; mitochondrion organization
Cellular component (GO): mitochondrial outer membrane
Source: RefSeq, a predicted model, not a curated record
UCCUUCCAAAUACCCUCGCCAACCGAAAGAGAUGAUUAACGCUCCCUGACCACCAUUGCCUUGAAGAAGCCCGGAAGGUGCCUUCACAGGCACAGCAGAAGGGCUCUCCUCGUUACAAAUGCAUUAGGUCACAGGUGAGAUGGCGGGCGCUGGGCAGCGCAAAGGGAAGAAAGAUGACAACGGCAUCGGCACAGCCAUUGACUUUGUGCUGUCCAAUGCUCGGCUUGUGCUGGGUGUGGGUGGAGCUGCCAUGCUGGGCAUCGCCACGCUGGCUGUCAAACGGAUGUAUGACCGGGCAAUCAGUGCUCCCAGCAGCCCCACUCGCUUGAGCCAGUCGGGAAAGAGGAGCUGGGAAGAGCCAAACUGGCUGGGCUCCUCCUCACGCUUACUGACCCAGGACAUGAAGACUAGCCUCAGCCGUUCCCUGCAGACCCUUCCCACUGAUCCUUCAGCUGCAGACACGGUGCUGUUUAUCACUAAGUUAGUCUUCAACAGGCUACGAAAAGUGACCUGCAAUUCUCCUUCUGAGUGGGAUAACUUCUUCCGACCCACAAAGCCCAAGCCAUCUGCCAAGAGGAGUCAAGUGGACCUGAAAAAAUCUCGCCUUCGCCUGUCUCUGCAAGAAAAGCUUUUUGCUUAUUAUCGAAGGAAGGUGGCUAUCCCAGGAGAUGAGCAGGCCCGGGCCAAGCAGGCAGCCGUGGAUAUCUGUGCUGAGCUGCGCAGCUUCCUACGUGCCAAGCUGCCGGACAUGCCCCUGCGUGACAUGUACCUCAGUGGCAGCCUCUAUGAUGAUCUGCAGGUAGUGACAGCUGACCAUAUCCAGCUCAUUGUGCCUCUGAUGCUGGAGCAGAACCUGUGGUCAUGCAUCCCCGGGGAGGACACUAUCAUGAACAUUCCUGGCUUCUACUUGGUGCGUCGGGAAAACCCAGAGUACUUUCCACGUGGAAGCAGCUACUGGGAUCGCUGUGUGGUGGGGGGUUACCUUUCCCCCAAAACUGUAGCAGACACCUUUGAGAAAGUUGUAGCUGGUUCCAUCAACUGGCCAGCAAUUGGGACUCUCUUGGAUUACGUGAUCCGUCCAGCAGCUCCCCCAGCUGAUUUGACACUGGAAGUCCAGUACGAUCCAGAACGACAUCUAUAUAUUGACUUCCUUCCAUCCCUGACUCUGGGUGACAUCAUCCUUGUGGCCAAACCCCAUCGAUUGGCCCAGAAUGACAAUUUGUGGCGACUGAGCCUGCGGCCAGCAGAAACAGCUCGCCUCCGGGCCCUGGACCAGUGUGAUUCUGGCUGCCGUUGCUUAUGCCUGAAGAUCUUGAAAGCAAUAUGCAAAUCAAACCCAGCCCUGGGUCACCUCACUGCCAGCCAGCUCACCAAUGUCAUCCUGCACCUAUGCCAAGAAGAGUCCGACUGGUCCCAGGACAUGCUGGCUGAUCGCUUCUUGCAGACGCUGAAGGGGUUGAUCCGAUACUUGGAGGCAGGAGUCCUCCCUAGUGCUCUGAACCCCAAGGUGAACUUGUUUUCAGAGCUUACCCCUGAAGAAGUGGAUGAGUUGGGCUAUACUCUCUACAGCUCUCUGUCAGAGCCAGAGGUCUUGCUGCAGACAUAAUGGGGCCUUACCUAGAGAAGUAUUGAUAGGGUUUAGCCACAAUGGACUUUGAUUACCACGAAAUAUGUCUCCUCCAUCUCUCUCUCUUUCUCUUUUUCUCUUCUCUUU